Pomacea canaliculata is the source of this 2664-nucleotide messenger RNA. Its product is annotated as protein downstream neighbor of son homolog. The coding region runs from base 9 to 1952 and encodes 647 amino acids. The transcript has 10 exons. Lineage: Eukaryota; Metazoa; Mollusca; Gastropoda; Architaenioglossa; Ampullariidae. Gene Ontology annotation, biological process: nuclear DNA replication. The record is from RefSeq and is a predicted model, not a curated record. Gene Ontology annotation, cellular component: nucleus.
UUGAAAAUAUGCUUGGUUCGCAUUUGGAUCGUGACGGUGGCGCCAGGUACAAGUGUAGAGCGACGACUACAACAUUAGACGACACAAACACACAAACAAACACACAAACACCUUGUUUACACAUUAUGUCAGUCUCGGCAUCACAAUGGAAGACACCGACGGAUAUCAUGCGUCUCCGUCGAUCAAAGCAGAAGUCGUCGCUGAGCGCCCGGCGGCGAUGGCCGAAGGAGGAGGACAAAGACUCGCACUCCACCUCGUCACAGCCUCUCCACAAACGCAGGAAUCCUUUCAGAUGUGACUCUCCGUCCAAAAGACUCUGUGCACAUCUGGACAAUAAAGAAAACUCACCAGUUCCUGCCAGUGCUUCUGACGAUGAAGAUAUUGUCUGCUCAGACUCUGAAUCAGAACAUUCGCAACAUAAGCUAGUUCUGGCUCUGAGCUCCGUGGAUCAGAACUUUCACAGUGGUUCAAGAAAGCGUUUACAGGUAGUCAAGAAAGAACAUUGUGCUCAGACUGAGAGUGGAAAAUUAAGUCUUCUUCUGGCAGAAGUCACAUCUCAAGAUCAUGUUGUUCAGACUGAUGGGUUUCACAAAGAGGUGGACAGCCUUGAGCAUAUGACCAAAGGUUUGGUUCCUGUGGACUGGAGCAUUAAGACCAAAGUAAGAAUUUUAAUAGAAAAUGCAACCAUCCCUAUCAGUAUUCCUAGCAGCUUUGUUGAGGCCAAGUCUCACAUGGACUUUGUCUGUAAUGCACCAUUGGACUCUGUAGGUGCUGAGGGAUUGGUGAACAAUUUAAAGCGUGUCUGUAAUUACUGGGUUCACCCCAGCCUUCCAUGGUUUGCCAGUUUUCCACGCAUUUCACAAGAUCUUAAGAACAGAAAACAUGUGGCAGUGGAUGCUGGACACAGUGAGCUGAUGCAAAAGGCAUUACAUGAAGACUGGAUGGAGAGUUUUACUGCAGUUUUCCAACAGCUCAAGACAGGCCUGUGCCCAUACUUUUAUGUCUGUGGCCAUCUGUUCACUGCCUUGUUCAGGGCAGCUGGUGUUGGAGGGCACCCUUGUAUCACAGCUUGCCUUACACCAACCACACGUGGAUUUCGGGAGGCACUCAGACGUGAAGGUGUAGAUUUUAGCAUGCCAAACUUGACCUCUCUCAAACAGUUUGCUGACAAAAGCAAGAAACUGAGUGAAUACAAGGCUAAUUUACAAGCCAGUCCAGAAACACCUGAGGUGGAGAGCUGCAUUCAGCCUUCAACUGAAAGCAAUGAGGGAUCAACAGUAGAAGACAAUCAGGUGGACAUAACAUCUACAGAUGAAGGGGCACAACUUUGGUUGGAAGACUUAGGUGUUGACAGAAAGAGUUUUCCUAGUCUUGACCCAAGCAAGGUCAGAAUGCAGCGGGAAGGCUACCAGCAGGUGGACCUGCGUGCACAAUCCUUGAUGCUUUGCCAGGGACCUCAGGUACAAGCAUUUUUCAAUUUCCUUAUUAACUGUCGCAGCUGCACUGCUUUGACAGGCCCGCAGGCUGGCAUUCCUCCCACCAUCUUGUCCCCAACAUCCUUCAGUGGGGCCACUGUGCACAGUAACAAGAUUCGUCAUUCUGUUGCCAAAAUGUCCACUGGCUCUCGCAGUCAGGACACCCAUGUGCUGGACAUUGGUGGUCCGCUUCUGCCUCAUCAUCUGCUCAACAUCACAGCCCUGACCCCUGUGGCCAUCGGGGGGUCAGCUAUCAUUUCCCACAGUACCCAUAAUCCUACAGUUCCCUUUAACAUGAAUGCUGUGACUGAAAGUGAUGUCGCAUUACCCAUGCCAGAUGACAGACUUCUUCAACAUUGGAUGUGCACUUUACACAGCUCAGUUCGCCAUAAGUUGUUGGAAGUAACCUCCCUUUCAUGCAAAACAGCUGUGCGAGAAGUGAAAUGCGAUCCCCAAGGGUUUAAAUGGACUACCUAGUUCUUAAAUAUAUUAUUUAGAGUUGAUCGUUUCAAAAACGUGGUUUUAGACUUCUCCUUCACCAGCUCAUUCUACAAGCAGUCAUGUGGUGUGCCUAGAAUGGGUUGUGUCAUUAGCAUCUGUUGUAUAAUAAACCGAACAUAUAAAGAUUUACAACCAUUGAUGGACUAAAAAUGUUAAGUAUUGAUUUAUUUUAUUAAUUUGAUGUUUUAGCGAUUAAUUGGUUGAAACCCUUCAUCCAUUUUAUGGUUUUUAUUUUCAGUAGAGUUUUAUGCACAGCAGUGUGACCAGAGAGCUUAGAUAUAGAGAGGGUGCACUCGCGACCGGCGGGAAAGCUCGUCGGUUAGAGUUAUCUUUCGUAAUGGGGUGCUACGAAACAACAUGGCACAAGGCGAUCGUUUGAGGCAAGGUGGGCAAAUUUUUCUGCAAUUAACUGUCAGAUUGCCAGAUUUAAAUCAACCUCAAAAGAAAAACGUUUCCACAAUUUCCCAAAGGACGAAGAGAGAUAAGCUACGAAUUUAUUCUCAAAUUACGAUCUAUAAGUGUACUGUAGUUGAGAGCAGCUAGUCUACUACAACGCGUGUUGCUCUUUUACUAUGAUUAUUAAAAGGACUUUACUGAUUAUACUGUGAAACUGUGUGAUGAAUUCUCACUUAUCUGAUUAGAAACCUAUUUAAAUUUGUUAUAGUAUUUUCAUUUCAGGCAUUCGUCU